AUGGAAGAUUGUUUCGGAGACUCUGAACUUUCAAACCGCUCACCCCGGGUUUGUCUCAAUUGUAAGGCGCGAAAGCGAAAGUGCGACAAGACACUACCUGCAUGUUCUCGCUGUGAUAGGCUCUUGUUGCGAUGUGAAUAUGACAGCACAGACUCUAUUGUUGCAGACAAUGAUUUCUCCAACAUAUCCUCCUCGCUGCGCUUAAUCAGUUCGGUUUUCGGGAGUUGGAUGUCAUGGGUCCGGAAUUUUUAUCUCUCGGUACAGAAAAUGCAUUUGAAUUCUUCUGAGAACUUUGUAUCCACGUAUUUGGUCACAGUUCACAGAUGGUUUCCUAUCAUUGACGAGGAGCGGUUCAAGGACCGUCUUGAAUCCCACUCAUACGAAUAUGACAUAAAUGAUUUUCUCUUGCUGACAAGCAUAUACUUGAUUGUGCGGCGUCCAGAUGAGCAGCAACGCCCAGCAAUUAUGGAUGAUGAUCCAUAUCAGGCUGUGCGGCAUUUCUAUUUCCACGUUUUUGCAGACUUGACCAGCGAGCCAUCAAUACAGUUUCUCCAAAGUGGACUGUUGUUGGCCACCUACGAGUAUGGCCAUGGGCUUGUGGAUGCCGCUCGCAAUACUCUGUUUUCCUGUCUCUCUGCGAGUAUGUUGUUAGGUCUUCACCAGACGAAGGCUCCGUUGGGCGUGGAUAGCGCCUGGAAACGUGCCAUGAAGGAUGAAGCUACGCUGAUUUGUUGGGCCAUUGUUGUUACUGAUCGGAAGCUUCAGCUACCCGUCACAAAGAUAAUCGACGAAGCCAAUCUUCUCUCUGACUUGGAAGUUACGGAGAAUAAAAGUGACGGUAGAUUGUCGUGGGAUCAUGAUGCAUAUACCGCAACAAGCUUCUAUCGUCAAGUCCAGUCUUCGGUGCUAGUUGGAAAUGUGUUAGACCUAAUACUCAAUGCGACAGAUCCAUUUUCUGAGGAAUGUCAAAGACGAUUUAAAGUGUUGGAUUCGCAGCUUCAGUGUGCCAUUCACCUUACUCUACAAACAGAAACUGCGGGUCAAUUGAAUUCCGUUUCUGAGGCUCUGUCCCUGAAUAGAAGCGCGUUCUUCCUAUUAAAUUGGUGGCAGUACGAACAUUCACAGAAGAUCAACAACGAAGCCGCGCUUUUGCAAUCGAGAAUGGCCCUAGAGUCCGUCAUAAGGAUAACAGUAGAGACUGUGAGCGACUUUCUACCACGGAUUUAUGCCGGUUGGUUCAAUGGAGUUCAAUGCAUAUUCCUUGCAGCAGUUACAGCGAUGCAACUGGAUCCUACCAACAGUACGAGAGUGGAAGAAUUGAAGGAAAUGUUGGGAAUCCAGUCGCUUAGAUGGAACUCUGCAGCUGAGUACCUUCGUAUCCUCUAG
Talaromyces stipitatus ATCC 10500 is the source of this 1386-nucleotide messenger RNA. RefSeq lists its product as uncharacterized. The transcript is spliced from 5 exons. Bases 1 to 1386 code for a protein of 461 amino acids. Lineage: Eukaryota; Fungi; Ascomycota; Eurotiomycetes; Eurotiales; Trichocomaceae. The record is from RefSeq and is a predicted model, not a curated record. Gene Ontology annotation, molecular function: zinc ion binding; DNA-binding transcription factor activity, RNA polymerase II-specific; DNA binding. Gene Ontology annotation, biological process: regulation of DNA-templated transcription; DNA-templated transcription. Gene Ontology annotation, cellular component: nucleus.